Molecule: messenger RNA, 2149 nt
Organism: Cuscuta campestris
Lineage: Eukaryota; Viridiplantae; Streptophyta; Magnoliopsida; Solanales; Convolvulaceae
Source: the annotation of a GenBank genome assembly
CGAGCUGCCUCAAGGAUGCAUACUUUUUUCUUAACUAAUUACUUUAAAAAAGAAUUCUAAGGUUAUUUACUGUCAUCAUCAUUAUCAUCUGUUAUUCCUACUAUUAUUACUCUUCGCUUCCCUUCUCUUAUUUUUGAAACACUUUUAUGUAUGAUUUUCCUUUCUAUUUUUUGAUAAAUGUUCUUGGUUUGUUAUGAAAUUUGGUAAUUGUAUGUUACUUUGGAGUUUAAACCAUGAAUUGUAUGUCAUCCUUAGCACUUUAGGCUUCUUUUUUUAAAUGGGGGUUGUUUGGAUUGUUUGUGUUAUUGAUCUGGAAUAAAUUUAUCUUUUGUUCCUCCUUUGUGCUUCAUGUUCCUGAGCCACGCACCUCAAGGUGCUAGGCCCCUUUUGGACCUUAGUGUGCCUCGUGCCCUUAAUUGCUAUGCAUCAUAUUGCCACCUCAUUUAUUUUAACUCAGAGUUGAUUUCAGAAUUGAAAAGUCUUGCUUCGAAGUUCUUUUCUCAACCACUAGCUAGCUCACCAAGCCAACUAACACAUUUUUAUGAUUACAUCAAUACAAAAGUCUUGGCUUCAUUCUGUGACAGGAAGAUUUUGGCAAAGAAUAAAGGAAAGUUCUAUCGGCCCGUUGUCAUACUAGCUAUGUUGUACGGUGCGGAUGCAUGCUGCAGCGAUGCAGAUGUUGCAGUGGAUGUGUGGGCAGACGAGGUUGGAUAGGAUUUGGGACAAGAUUAUCCGGGGAUGGGUGGGAGUGACAAUUGUGGAGGAUAAGCGGUGGGAACCUAUGUUGAGGUGGAUUGGGCAUGUGAAGUGGAGUAGAGUGCAGAAAUGUGAGAGGCUUAUGGUGGUGGGUGCGAAUGUGGAAAGGGGUAGAACUAGAAAAAAUUAGAAUGAGAUCAUUAGACAUUACCUAAGACUUCUGGCCUUUACCGAGGAUAUGACCUUACAUAGGAACGUGUGGAGAACUAAGAGUCUAAGACUAGAUUAGUUCGGUAGGCAUUCAGGUCUGGAGGCAGUUUCUGCAAUCGUCGUUGUGUGCUUUCUUUGCUUGGUGCUUUUUGCUUCAUUGCGUUUUCCAUUAUUUACCCUAAGCUUGAUGUGUGCUUCUUUUACUGUGCUAUGUGCUUUCUGUUUUACUUGAGUUGGGGGUCUCUUGGAAACAACCUCUACUUUCGAGUAGGAGUAUGGUCUGCAUACUCAUAUCCUCUCCAAAUCAUAUUCUCGUGUGAUUCUACUGCACUGCUGUUGUUGUAUAUGUAUGGAUUUUAAUCCACUAGACAUAGUUGUCGGCUUCAAAUAUCAAAUACACUACAAAAAUGUGUUUUGUCACAGAUUUUGUCUCAAACUGUAGUUUUAAAUUUACCUAGACAAACUUCUUGUCACAGAAUACCAUUUUCCAUUGACCAAUUAUCAUUUUCCUUUGACUUAUUUUUCAGAGUGAACCAAACACUAGAAAAUAUGGAUUCUCUACAUGGCUCUUAGCUACAUUUAGGGCAUGUUAAAUUUUCAUAAUGUGAAGAGUUCUUUAUUCUAGAAUCCUGUAGUCUUCAAUAGUCUAUGGUUUUUUUUUCAAUAUUUCCUCACAUAAAUACAACUUGGCAAACCAGUAAAUGAAAUUUUAAUUGCAGAGGAAUAACUGAGGAUGCCCUCAAGUUGUCAGAUAUGCACUGCAGUAUUCCAAUGAAAGGCAUGGUAGACUCCUUCAACGUUUCAGUUGCUGCAGGCAUUCUUAUGCACCACGCUGCAUGUGACAGGACUUCACGAAUGGGAUGUCAUGGGGAUCUAACGCCGGAAGAGAGACAAACUUUGCUAGCUGAAUUUUCGUUACGUCACAGCAACAGUGCAGUAAGCAUUGCUAAUGAAUAUGCAAAGAGAAAGAAGAUGAGCAGCAGGUGAUGUCAAGGCUCUGAAUGAAUGAAGUGAUAUGCAAUGUGCAGAGCAUUGUGUUAGUUACUGCUGGCGUUGUGGCCACACUAUGCUUUUCCAGCUCUGCAAUGCAUCAUACUGUUUAUGCAUUUUCUCUAUAUUUUUUAUUGAAACAAUUCUACUUGUGUAUUUUCACUGAUAUAGUUAGUCUUUCUAUAUAAUGAGGUGCUAGACUAGUUGCGAGUAAGUCUCCACAAAGAUUAAUAGCCUCUUCUUUGAAUGGGAU